CAUCUUUUUGGCAUUAUAAUCUUCCAGGUAAUGACCAAUUCGUUACGGAUAGACUCCAGCAAAAAGGUAGUAGAAAAACCAGCAUUGAAAGCAACUUUGAGAUGCAGGAAUGCGAAUUUGUCAUGCAUCGAUGAAAACAAAGUGGAUCCUUGUCCAGAAUACGACUACGAUAAGAGGAAUGAGGGUGAUCCUUUCCUCGUUCCGGAAUAUGCAUAUGAUAUUUUCAAGUAUUAUAAAAAACGUGAAGUAACUCGACAAAAGUUGUUCACAAAAGAAAUGCGUGCAGUUUUGGUUGACUGGAUGGUGGAAAUGCAGGAGAGUUUCGAGUUGAAUCAUGAGACUCUCUACACUUCCAUAAAGAUUAUGGAUCAUUACUUGGAUAAGUGUGGAAAACAAAUUCGCCGAGAGGAUUUGCAGCUAAUGGGCUCGACUGCUAUUUUUAUCGCAAGCAAAUUUGAAGAAAGAUGUCCUCCACCGAUUGAAGAUUUCUUGUAUGUCUGCGAAGAAGCAUUCACACAUGAUGAUAUGUUAAGCAUGGAACGAAGUGUGUUAAGAACGAUUGAUUUUGAUUUGGGGUACCCUUUGGCAUAUCGGUUUUUGCGUCGUUACUCGAAGGUUUUACAACUUGACAUGGCGACGUUGACGUUAGCCCGUUAUUAUCUGGAAACUUGUUCGUUGUAUUAUGAAUUUAUCGGGGUUUCAGAUAGCCUUAUGGCAUCAGCAUGCCUUUUAAUGGCCUUAAGAGUUAAAAAAUUGGCUGAUUGGAAUCCAAUAUUAAUAAAGUAUACUGGGUACCAUUUGAAAGAAGUUGAGCCUUUAAUGUGGGCUGUUAAUCACGCCAUGCAAAUGCGCAGUCGCAUAUAUCCUCGUCUAGCAGUCUCCUUCGAUAAAUAUAGUAGCGAGUACGUUUUUGUUUCUCUUAAAAAUGAUUGUUGUAAAAGUGGUAGAGUAAAAGGCAUUGCACUUUAUGUGAAGCGGGUUCAAAUGCGAGUUUUCAGCGUGUUUUUCGAAGUGACUAGUUUCCCGUUUUUGGACGACAGAUUUCCUCCUUCGGUACCGGUUGGGCCACCAUCCGAAUUCUUACUCAAAGAUUAUUAA
Messenger RNA from Enterobius vermicularis (human pinworm), 1098 nucleotides. NCBI's taxonomy places the organism in Eukaryota, Metazoa, Nematoda, Chromadorea, Rhabditida, Oxyuridae. The record is from the annotation of a GenBank genome assembly.